This is a messenger RNA of Lactuca virosa, 599 nucleotides long. NCBI's taxonomy places the organism in Eukaryota, Viridiplantae, Streptophyta, Magnoliopsida, Asterales, Asteraceae. The record is from the annotation of a GenBank genome assembly.
AUGAGUUGUCAGAAAGAACAAUCUUGCUUGCUUUGCUGUCAUGCCGUUUGGAACUUGGAAGUAUAUUCCACAACCUUCAUAUCUUCCAAAUUCUCUCCAUUCAAACACCAAUCGCAAAAAUCGCCCAUCAGUAUCGAAUUUGAACUGCUGAGAUGACAUCAUUCUCAUCGUCACCACCGCCGGCGAAGAGUCCAACACCUACAGCGCCACCAGAUGUGGAGAACGAGAACACUGAUCCGACGCAAACGCCUCUACCUCCUCCACCGGGAUACGGCGUCACCGGAAUUUUAAGACGAUGGAGGCAUGAAGACACGCUUAAAAGAGUAUCUCUAGGAUUGAGAGUUUUAGGUUUUGUUUUCUCGGUGCUUGCGUUCAUAAUCAUGGCUAGUAACAAGCAUGGUCGGGGGAGGAAUUUCGAUGAAUACGAAGAAUACAGGUAUGCAUUGGCGAUUGCGAUUUUGUCAACGUUAUACACAGGAUUGCAAUCGUGGAGGCAGAUUUACGAGAUGUCGAACGGAAAACAGAUAAUUUCCGGCCGGAAUUUGGCGCUGAUUAAUUUCUUCGGUGAUCAGAAAGAAACGGCGUUUGACUUUGACUAA